AAGCCAGAGGAAGUCAUCUCAGGCUGAGAGAGGAGGAGCUACUCACCUUCCAAAGGGAGCAGAAGCCAGCAAUUUCCAAUCAUUAGCUUUGGUCUUCAGCUGAGGUUUCACCAUGUCUAGCCAUCAUUCUUUGUCUGACCCUGCUAAACCACCCAGUAGCCCUUUGGUGCCAAAUCCUGGCCCAUCGAGUCCUCCUGAACCACCACUGUCUGAUGAGCCGAAUCCUGCUUUUCCAGGCGUUCCUGUUGCACCUUGGCCACCAUUGCCUGUGUGGUCCGUGAAGCCUCUCAACCCUGACCAUCUUCAGCCAUCAGGACCUGAGGUUCCUAAAGAACCAGAAGGACUUCCAGCAUGUCCAAAUCCUAGCUAUGCUUUUCAGCCAUCAAAACCUAUAGAACCCAACAACCCAGGACCACCAACCCCUCUGCAGUCAUCCCUGUCUGAUGAGACAACCUCUUCUAGGUUUUCUGUUGCACCACUGCCCGAGGGGUCUCACAAACCAGUCAGUCCUCAACAAUUGGGACCUGGGAAACCAGAAGGACCCCCUAAAUCUCCAGGCACUAGGCACCCAAGACCUCAGCUAUCAAAACCAUCCCAUCCUCCUAAGCCACCCUUGCCAGAUGAUCCAUAUCUACCUUCUCCAAUGCUUCCUGUUGCUCCUUGGCCACCACUACCUGAGUGGGAUGAUUCAGGGAAACCCCCUAAAGAUCAAUCUGAUAAAGACUAAUUUUCUUCCAGCUAUUUUAAUCAAAGACUCCUUUUUA
Molecule: messenger RNA, 764 nt
Organism: Sphaerodactylus townsendi
Lineage: Eukaryota; Metazoa; Chordata; Lepidosauria; Squamata; Sphaerodactylidae
Product: vegetative cell wall protein gp1-like
Exons: 2
Coding region: 113-727 (204 amino acids)
Source: RefSeq, a predicted model, not a curated record